Molecule: messenger RNA, 5091 nt
Organism: Aspergillus terreus NIH2624
Lineage: Eukaryota; Fungi; Ascomycota; Eurotiomycetes; Eurotiales; Aspergillaceae
Product: DNA-directed DNA polymerase zeta catalytic subunit REV3
Exons: 3
Coding region: 1-5091 (1696 amino acids)
Biological process (GO): error-prone translesion synthesis; double-strand break repair via homologous recombination
Cellular component (GO): zeta DNA polymerase complex; nucleus
Molecular function (GO): nucleotide binding; DNA binding; DNA-directed DNA polymerase activity
Source: RefSeq, a predicted model, not a curated record
AUGGAGCCCUUCCAAGUGCGCCUCAAUUGCGUGGAUCACUACCAAACAACCCCAACCGAGUUUGAUCCUCCUCUCCCCUACAGGGAUGGCGCGGCCGGAAAAUAUGACAGGCCCAAAGUCCCAGUCAUCCGAAUAUUCGGCGCGACUGAGACCGGCCAGAAAGUUUGUGUGCAUGUACACGGCGCGUUUCCGUAUCUCUACGUCCAAUAUGACGGGAGCUUACAACCGGAAGAUGUCCGCUCCGCCAUAAGGAGUCUGCACCACUCUAUUGAUCAUGCACUUGCGGCGAGCUAUCGUCGCAAUGCGUAUGAUAAAAGAGCUGUUUAUGUCGCCCAUAUCACGCUGGUAAAGGGUGUCCCCUUUUACGGCUACCAUGUGGGAUACCGGUUCUUCUUCAAGAUCUACCUCCUCAGCCCGCUUUACACGACGAGAUUGGCCGACCUGCUCAUCCAGGGCGCUGUUCUCAAGCGACCUCUGCAGCCGUACGAAAGCCAUCUCCAGUAUGUACCCCAGUGGAUGUGCGAUUAUAGUUUGUAUGGGUGCGCAUAUAUGAAAUGCGGCAAGGUCAAGUUCCGGUCACCAGUCCCGGAGUGGCUGGAGCUGAAUGAUUUAUCCCACCACUGGCAUGAUCGAUCGAUAUCGCCGGAUUGCAUUUCGGAUGAGUCGGCUCUCCCGAAGCAAAGCCACUGCCCGCUCGAAGUGGACAUCUGCGUCCAAGACAUAUUGAACCGCCUAGAAAUUAAGGAACGACCGAUUCACCACGAUUUUACCGAGUUUCUCCACCCUGUAUCGGUCAAUGAGCGGCUCGUCCCAAGCAUGGCUGGAUUGUGGCAAGAUGAAACUCGCCGGCGCAAGAAACGUCUCGGACUUAAUGACCCGGAAAGCAGCCCGUUUGGCCCUGAAGAUCUGGUCUCGCUCUCGGCUGACCCGCGGAGUUCUACAAAGGGUGGUUGGAUCCAUGAGGAGGAGUACCUUCAGAUGGCUGCGGAAAUUGCUGCCGAGGAGAGACGUCAAUUUGACGGGAGAGACAGAACAGUGGAGAACUUUUUGCCCGAGAAUCCGUUUGAGCAACACAUCAAGACAGCGCUGGAGAGUGUCGAGGAUUUCUACCUCGGUACACAGGAGACCAACCCCCAGGUCCACCAGGAACAGCUUCUGGAUAACCCCGAAUACGAAGGCGGACAUGAAGAGAACGCAGAUUGGGCGUUCGCAAGUGAUGGCUCUUACAAUUCGGAUGAUGCUAAUGUUGCUGAUCUCUUUGCCGACGAAGAGAGCGAGGGUGGCUACACCGAUGUUGCGGAUGAUGAAAUGGUUCUGCUGGAUUUGCCGUCCCAAAACGAUGACCUGCUGGGCAUUUCGGACAGGUUGAAGUACUUGAACUCACCGGAGAACAUAAAGAAGGAUAUUCGCAAAGCAAAACGCACCCUUCAAAGCCCGCAGACCAUAAAUCAACAGACACCGGCAAAGAGGAGGAAGUACUUUGAUGAUGACGUCUCGCAAAGCGCGGCUAAGCAGCCCCGAGAUUUCACUAGUUACGUUGGAAUUUCGAAAGGUGCCAACACUGAAAAUAAGGCUGAUAGUGGUCCUACUGCGCACUACGUGGAACCUUCCUCGCAGGGGAGGCCUCCAGCGUCUCAGUCAAAUCUUCACUCUGCGUCGAGCAGCCAGAAACAGAACAGCCGACUCAAUUUCCCUGUUGUGAAAAACCCAAAUGAUCCCUUGACAAUCCAGCGUUACAGCCAGGAAGGUGGCUCUUUCAAGGCAACCCAGGAUAUCAUAGAGAACAAGGCGCUUACCGAGCCAAGCUCAGGCUCUGGCGAACAUAAAGGUGAUGUCAGUUCAUCAUUGCAGUCAUCCUUCGAAGCCAGCUUGAGUGAAGUGAAUCCGUUUCUGCUGGAACUAGCCCCAAUGAUCCAUAACAAAUUCGCCAUCCCACCAAGCAGACCGGUGUUGUGUUGGCGACCGCCUUGCCCUAGCCAGAACGAGGUCACUUCGACUCUUGGCGACUAUGGCUACCCAUCUGUUAUAUACCAGAAAGCUCAUUACAGCAACGAGGAUGACGUGCCAGAUCGAUCACGCGAUUACGGGGGAAGGGAGUUUCGACUUGAAGGGAGUGGAAUCCAUUAUCUACCGGACUUCGAUCCGUCUGGACGCUCAUUGGCCAUGACGGGCGAACAAGGCCCAACAUCAAGAGAUAAGCAAGAGCAAGAGAAGACUGACAAGCGCCUGAGAGAGCUUUCUACCAGUAAAGUCUGGGAAUUUGCCCCAGUGCCCCCGACUCGCUCCGAGGUUAUAGAGUGGUUGGAAUCCGAACAAAGAGCUGUGCAUACUGCGCAAUCCAAAGGAAUCCAGCAGGAGCCCAAAACGAAACCCAAUAUCCUGUCGCAGAUCGAAGGCCCCACGCAAAAGAAUGAAUACGGAUUUAAAUAUUCUCAAAAAAGCAAGUCAACUAGCGUCGAACAUCACACACAGUAUAUGAGCUCGAUGAGCCUCGAAGUCCAUGUCAACACACGUGGUGUUCUGUCGCCAAACCCAGACGAGGAUGAAAUUACUUGUCUGUUUUGGUGUAUUCAAUCGGAGGACGACUCUGUGGACGUGAAUAGCUACCUUCCGGGUACUCAUGUGGGACUGAUCUUCCAGGGCGACGGCAACAGGCCGGAGGAGAAGCUGUCCAAAGCUCUCAAGAUUUCUAUGGAGCACGAGUCCACGGAGCUCGAGCUGAUCAAUCGACUCAUUGAUAUCGUCCGGUAUCAUGACCCCGAUAUCAUCACCGGAUAUGAAGUCCACAACGGUUCAUGGGGCUAUGUGAUUGAGCGAGCCCGCAAGAAAUACGACUUCGACCUCUGCGAAGAGCUAGCAAGGGUCAAGUCACAGUCGCAUGGCCGGUUCGGCAAAGAUGCGGACAGAUGGGGGUUCACCCACACUUCUUCCAUUCGUGUGACUGGGCGUCAUAUGAUCAACAUCUGGCGAGCCAUGCAGAACGAGCUGAACCUGCUUCAAUACACUAUGGAGAAUGUGGUGUUCCACUUGCUGCAUCGACGGAUCCCUCAUUACUCAUUCCGCGACCUCACAGAAUGGUAUCAGAGCGGCAAACCUCGCAACCUCCUCAAGGUCAUCGACUAUUUCGUCUCCCGUGUGCAAAUGGAUCUCGAGAUCAUCGAUGCAAACGAACUGAUCCCCAGGACCAGCGAACAAGCGAGACUCCUGGGGGUCGACUUCUAUUCCGUCUUUGCCAGGGGAUCUCAGUUCAAGGUUGAAUCGCUCAUGUUUCGUAUUGCCAAACCGGAGAAUUUCCUUCUAGUCUCACCAAGCAGAAAGCAAGUCGGCCAGCAGAACGCCCUCGAAUGUCUUCCCCUAGUCAUGGAGCCGCAGAGCGACUUCUACACCAGCCCGCUUUUGGUGCUCGAUUUCCAGUCUCUAUACCCUAGCAUCAUGAUUGCCUACAACUACUGCUAUUCCACGUUCCUAGGGCGAGCACGCCAAUGGCGAGGCAGAGACAAAAUGGGAUUUACCGACUACGCCAGACAGCCUGGACUGCUAGAUCUGUUCAAAGACAAGAUCAAUGUCGCGCCCAACGGCAUGAUCUACGCAAAACCGGAAGUGCGGAAAUCGCUCCUCGCGAAAAUGCUAUCCGAGAUUCUAGAGACCCGUGUAAUGGUCAAGACGGGAAUGAAAAUGGACAAAGACGAUAAGAUGCUCCAGCGUCUCCUCAACAACCGACAGCUCGCGCUCAAGCUCAUCGCCAACGUUACCUACGGCUACACCUCCGCCUCAUUCUCUGGACGCAUGCCCUGCGCCGAAAUUGCCGACAGCAUCGUGCAGUCAGGCCGCGAGACCCUCGAAAAGGCCAUUGCCCUGAUCCACUCCGUGGAACGCUGGGGCGCAGAGGUCGUCUAUGGCGACACCGACAGCCUCUUUGUCUACCUCAAGGGGCGCACGCGGAACGAGGCGUUCGACAUCGGCGAGGAGAUCGCCAAAGCCGUGACCGGCAUCAACCCGCACCCGGUCAAGCUCAAGUUCGAAAAGGUCUAUCACCCGUGCGUCCUGCUCGCCAAAAAGCGCUACGUCGGGUUCAAGUACGAGCACCGCGAUCAGAAGGAGCCCGAAUUCGACGCAAAGGGCAUCGAAACCGUCCGCCGCGACGGCACCCCGGCCGAGCAGAAAAUCGAAGAAAAAGCCCUCAAGCUGCUCUUCCGCACCGCAGACCUCAGCCAAGUCAAGCGCUACUUCCAGGCGCAAUGCACCAAGAUACUGCAGGGCAACGUCUCCAUCCAGGACUUCUGCUUCGCCCGCGAGGUCCGCCUCGGCACCUACAGCGAGCGAGGCCUGCCCCCGCCCGGCGCCCUGAUCAGCACCAAGAAGAUGCUCGAAGACCCGCGCGCGGAGCCGCAGUACGGCGAGCGCGUCCCCUACGUUGUCGUCACGGGGGCGCCGGGCUCGCGCCUCAUCGAUCGCUGCGUGCCGCCCGAAACCCUCCUCCACGACGCGCAGCUGGACCUCGACGCGGAAUACUACAUCACGAAAAACCUCAUUCCCCCGCUGGAGCGGAUUUUCAAUCUCGUCGGCGCCAACGUGCGCCAGUGGUACGACGAGAUGCCCAAAGUGCAGCGGAUCCGUCGCGUCGAAGGCACCGCAUCGUCGUCGGCCACAGGCAGGGAUAUGCGCAAGACGCUCGAAUCCUACAUGAAGGCGUCGGCUUGUAUUGUCUGCCGGACUAAGUUGACAGACACUGACGUUCCGGUGUGCGCGGAGUGCAUGCAGCAGUCGCAUGUUUCGCUGCUUGAUCUUGUCAACCGGCAGCGACAGGCGGAGAAGAGAGUGAUAGAUUUGCAGCGUGUGUGUCGGUCAUGCAUGGGCGCUGCCUUUGGUGACGAGGUCAAAUGCGAUAGCAAGGAUUGUCCCGUGUUCUACUCUCGAACGAGACAUAUGGCUAAUUGGCGGCAUACUAACGCCGUGUUGGAUCCUGUGGUCAAACUCCUGCAAGAAAGGAGUGAUCGCGAGUUGGAAUGGCACACGGAGGACAUUGGUGUUUAUUGGUCUUUUGGGGGUAAUGGUUUUGGCUGGAACAUGAUACCACUGAAUUGCUACUAA